CGUUCCGCUCCGUUCAUGAGAGACGGAGCGCGGCGCGGGGGUGUCUGGUGUCCCACGCUGCUAGAAACCAUACUGCCCACAGCCGCCGCCAUCAUCUCAACCGCCUUUCCCCCCACCACUCCCUCAGGCGGGCGAGCCCCGCCUCCUGCUUCCGCAUGCGCAUCGCGCCUGCGCCGUGCCCUCGUCGUCCCCCUGCCCCGGGUGUCUUGUGUCGGCGGGGCUAUGGCUCUGCGAAUGCUGCGCGGAGUGCCCCGGGUAGCGAAGUUAUCACUGUUGUGCAGCUCUCAGAGGAGCACCAGCUGUAAGACAGGAGGAAGAUCUGAACCUGCUAAGCAGCCACUCAGGAAACCAAAGUUACCAGUAGGUCGAUUUGAUGAACCGGAGGAAUUCAGUGUAGAGAAGGAACCCUUGGAAAAAUUCCCUGAUGGAAUCAAUCCUGUCACAAAAGAGAGAGGUGGACCGAAAGGCCCUGAACCUACACGUUUUGGAGACUGGGAGCGAAAAGGACGUUGUAUAGAUUUUUAAUGUAUAAAUGUGUCUGUAUAGCUAAUAAAACAUUUCUAGUUGUUGAAAAAUAUAAUGUACAGAAAAAUCCUACCUGGGUUUAUUGUGAAGCGGCUUGUUUCUGUCAUGUUUGUGAUGAAUUUUCUGAGAGGUGUUAUGUAAAUAAACAUGAUGGUGCAACUCAAA
Molecule: messenger RNA, 690 nt
Organism: Pezoporus occidentalis (night parrot)
Lineage: Eukaryota; Metazoa; Chordata; Aves; Psittaciformes; Psittacidae
Gene: SDHAF4
Product: succinate dehydrogenase complex assembly factor 4
Exons: 3
Coding region: 16-525 (169 amino acids)
Biological process (GO): mitochondrial respiratory chain complex II assembly
Cellular component (GO): mitochondrion
Source: RefSeq, a predicted model, not a curated record